CGGAAUGAGCAGGCCCCUGUGUGGUUUUGUACAGAUUUAGGAGUUGUUUUAUAAAUAAGUAGUCUGUGGGUUUGGUUGCUGUUUUUCGCCCAGUUUGAUGCAUUGAAUGCCCAGCGAUUUCUGGCAUGAUUUUCAUAUGCGGCGUUGUCUUUUUCCCGGUGCUUUGUCCGUAAUAGUUUUAAAGUCGGACCCAGCCGUCGUCUCAAUCCGCUCGUUUUAGGAAUCUUUACAGAAUAAGAAUUUCCUGCGUCCAUGGAUUUAAAUUUAAACCGCGUUGACUACCUGCAGGUAGGAGUGACUUCCCAAAAGACCAUGAGGCUGCUACCUGCAUCAGGACGCAGAGCAAUCCAAAAGGUGGUCAUUGCAGAUCACGAUGGCGUGGUUACUUGCUUUGGUAUUAAAAAGGGAGAAGCAGUUCCAGUGUUCAAGACCUUGCCAGGACAUAAAGUUUCCAGAUUGGAACUAGGAGGAGCCAUUGGUACUCCACAGGAGAAAAUCUUUAUCAGUGUCGGUUCAGAAGUGCAAGGCUUCACUAAGAAGGGGAAGCAGUUUCUUUCAUUUGAAACUAACCUAACGGAGAUUAUUCGAGCUAUGUAUGUGUCUGGUGCAGACCUUUUCUUGUGUGCAAACUAUAUCUAUAAUCACUACUGUGACUGUAAAGAUCAAGACUAUUACCUUUCCGGUGACAAGAUCGAUGAUAUAAUCUGCUUACCAGUGGAAAAAAUAGGUCACAUUACACCCAUACUAGCCUGCCAAGAUCGGGUUCUCAGAGUUUUGAAGGGAUCUGACCUGUUGUAUGAAGUGGAAGUUCCUGGAGCACCUAAAGUCCUAGCAUUACACAAUGGAAAUGGAGGGGAUACAGGAGAAGACCUACUUUACGGAACAUGUGAUGGGAAAUUAGGACUGGUCCAGAUCACAAAAAGUUCUCCAUUGCAUCGUUGGGAAAUCACCAAUGAGAAAAAGAAGGGAGGCGUUCUGUGUGUUGACUACUAUGAUGUUCUGGGAGAUGGAGUCAAAGAGCUACUUGUUGGCCGUGAUGAUGGAAUAGUGGAAAUGUAUGGGUUUAAUGACGACAAUGAGCCUGUUCUUCGAUUUGAGCAUAUUUUGGCUGAAAGCAUCACUUCUAUUCAAGGAGGGUGUGUUGGCAAAGAGGGUUAUGAUGAAGUUUUGACUGCAACAUACACAGGCUGGGUGAUGGGUCUAACAACUGAGCCAGUUCAGAGAGAGGCAGGGACUUCUGAUGAUCUGAAGCUGAACCAGGAGAUGCAGAAUAAAGUCAUAAAUAUCAGGGUAGAGUUGGAGCAGUUACAGAUGAAGGUACUUCAAGAGCGUGAGAAAUACCAGCAGUCAGCGCAAUCGAGUGCUGCAGUUUCAGCGGUGCCUGUCUUUAGUGUGAAUGAUAAGUUUACUCUGAAUCGUGAUGAUGCGAGCUAUAGUCUCACCAUAGAAGUGCAGACAGCUAUCGACAAUGUACUACUACAGAGUGAUGUCCCAAUAGAUCUAUUGGAUGUGGACAAAAAUUCAGCAGUGGUCAGCUUCAGUGGAUGUGAUGCAGAGAAUGGCAACUUUCUUCUGGCAACUUAUCGAUGCCAAGCAAAUACCACCAGGUUGGAACUAAAGAUUCGUUCCAUAGAAGGACAACAUGGAACACUACAAGCCUAUAUUACCCCACGUCUCCAGCCUAAGACCUGCCAGGUCCAUCAGUAUCGGAUUAAACCACUGUCACUUCAUCAGAGGACACAUGCUAUUGAUCACAGCAGGCCUGUGAAUACACUGAUACUCACAGGACAGUUCAGCUUUGCAGAAAUUCAUUCCUGGGUUGUUUUCUGUUUGCCUGAAGUACCAGAUAAAGUUCCAGUGGGUGAUAACGUCACAUUUCACUUUCAGAACACAUUCCUGGACACACAGUUGGAAUGCACCUACAAAAAAGGUGAAGGAACUUUUAAAUCGGACAACAUCUCGACCAUUUCCAUCCUGAAAGACAUAUUGACAAAAGAAGCUACAAAAAGAAAAAUCAAUCUCAACAUCUCAUAUGAUGUUAAUGAGGAAUCCAUAAACUACACAUUAAAAUUGAUCCAUCCUAAAUUGGAACAUCAGUUGCUUUUGGCCAAGAAAGUCCAGUUAAUCGAUGCUUUGAAGGAGCUGCAACUCUAUGAAGGGAAUGUGGAUUUCCUAAUACCUGAAUACCGUUGCAUUUUAGAGGAAGCUGAUAAUUUGCUGGAAGAAUAUAAGAAACAACCUGCUCACUUGGAAAGAUUAUAUGGCAUGAUAACUGACCUCUUCAUAGAUAAAUUCAAAUUCAAAGGCACCAACGUGAAAACAAAGGUUCCCCUUUUGCUGGAGAUUUUAGAUAAUUAUGAUCCUAAAAGUCUAACGGCUUUUUUUAAUUCAGCCUAGAGAAAAUACUCAAAGCUUGUUUAAAAAGCAGUAUAAUUUCCUAGCCAUGAAUGUUUUAUAGUGGUGAAAUGUUAUGAUUUGAAGCAGUAGCAGAACAGACAUUGUUUUCUUGAUGGGAAGAAUGAAUGAUCAUGCUAUUACAAAGGUGUUUAAAGGACGAGUUUCUGUCAGUUUCCCGUCUUGAUUUCAGCAGAUGAUCUGCGGAAAUCCUGGAUAUGUGGUUAAAAACUGUCUUAAAUGCUAUUGCAUUAAAUUUCUAAAAUAGUCCCCCAGCUUUGAGCAUGAGUAGGAGAACUGUUGUGAUAUGACUCCUUAAUAUCCAGCAAAAUAAAUAAGGUGGUGUAAUGUGUUGUAAUUACUGGUAUGAGUCUGCACAUUUUUAAAAUAGUAGUUGAGAAAUAAUUUUAGAAGUUUUUUUGGAGUUUUGAAACAACUGGCAAAAACCACAUUCUUUUACAGUUAUCCAGAAUGGAGGAAUGCCCAUUAAGCCCUUACACCCACAUACACAUUCUGCCGAUAUGCAAACCUGAAGUUAGAUUCACAGUUCAUGCAGCAUUUGUUCGGAUUUUCAGAAAUUGCCAUUCAAAGUCAGCGUCCAUUUUGAAAUAGACUGUAGAAUCCAGCAAACUGGAAUUUGACAGCAGGGUAUCCCACCUGAUUUCUUUUUAAAUAUAAUUUGCUUACCUAUACAUUUAUAAUUUUGUUAAAGCGAUAUAUGGUUGUCUUUUGGUAAUAAUUGGCGAAGCGUAAUUUUCUUAAUCUUUUUUCUGAACAGCAUUAUUGCUUGUAUCUGUCAUCAUAAAAUAUCUGGUUAGCCUAGAGACCCUUUUUUAUGGUACCAUGUUGAGCCCUAGGAUCCUAGAACAGCAGUUUCCAUCUACACUAUUUUGAAAUGCACUCAAUUUUUGAUAUACUGGGUUAAAAUAAAAUACACACUCGUUAAUGUUACAUACAUAAAAUAAUCAUGUAAAUUCUUAAAAGACUCUACAAUUCCCUAAAUGCAUUUAUGCAUUCUUAUUACAGUAACAUCAGCUUUUGAAAAUCUUCUAAUGUUAUUGUUCAUUCCGUUCUCAAAAUUUGUUAAAUUUCCAGAGCUAAAAUUUUACCUACUAACUUUGUAACUGAUGAACGUGUGAAAGGAAUAGUCUUUUUAUGUGGCAAAUACAAUCCAUCACAUCUCUCCAAUAGCAUCAUAUUGAAGCAGAUGUUUGAAGUGUUUUCUAGCUUUUGUUCUUUUGUUUCACUGUUAGUGAAGUAGAUGUAGUGAUUGUAUUGUAAAUAGAAUGGAUUGUAAAUAUGGUGGUGCUAAAAAAUCAAGAAUAUUACAUUUGAAUAUGUUCAUUAAAUCUCCGAAGCAGCAAUUAAUCAUUUUGGUACACUUUUCUGUUUAAAAACAUUACGAAAGUUUGAUGUAUGUAAAACGUAUGGACUUUCAUAAAGUAAACCAUCUGUCACAUCUCUUUUUAAACUGUCGGCAGCCUUUAAAACUGUGACCAUAUCAGAUUCCUCCAAUGAUUCUCCAUCAUUAUGCAGCUGUCACACGACACCAGGUUAUUGCCCAACAAGUUCCUGUAAAAUCAUAUGCUUUCAGAGCGCUGCUACUUCGUCAGGUGACUUCUGACUUUGUGCACUCUAAUCCAAAACUGGCAUCUCCACAUCAUGGUUAUACAGCUGAAUGGUGCUGUGGCAUUGAGUUGAAUUCUUAUCUGUCCAUCUAGCCAGAGAAUUGUCUUCAAUGAUUUUACCUCUUGCUCCUGUACUGUUGCCUCUAGUGACCCCAAGGACAAAACCAAGAAUAGAUCAUGUUUCUCAUUUUCAAACUGUCCCUAGGCAACAAUCUGAAAAUGAAAUGUCCAUUUUCACAUUUUUAAAAAAUUCAUUCAUUGGAUGACAGUUUGCUAGCUCAGCCAGCAUUUAUUGCCCUUCCCAGUUGCCCAGAGGGCAGUCAAGAGUCAACCAUGUUGCUGUGGGCCGUAUCAAAUUCCACCAUAUGCCGUGGCAGGAAUUGAAAUAGGUCCCCAGAAUAUUAGCCGUGCUGCUAGAUUUACAGUCCACCAAUAAUACCGUUUGGCUAUUGCCUCCCUUAAAGUCACUUCACCCAAAAGCUUGUGAUUUCAAAUAACCCUGUUAGACUACAGCUGGUGUUGUGUGACUUCUGACUUUGUCCACCCUAGUCCAACACUGGCACCUCCACAUUAUGGUAUUUCAAGCAACCCUGAUUUUUAUCACACCACCAUUGGUGACUGUGCUCUAAGCAGCCAAAGCCUAAACUCUGGAAUUCUUUCCCUAAACCUUUCUAUAUCCUUUUCCUCCUUUUAAGAUGCUCCUUCAUGUCACAUUUUAGAUUGAUGUCCUGUCAUAUGUAAACUGGUCUUUUAUUCCUUUUUCAACACCGAUGUAUUUAGGGGAUGGGAUGGGUGAAUCCAUCAAGAUAUUCCUUAAAACCUAUCUCUUUAAUAAAAAUAUCCUAAUUUCUCCUAUGACUGUGUUAAAUAUUAU
Messenger RNA from Stegostoma tigrinum, 4896 nucleotides. It is a transcript of the gene bbs7, whose product is annotated as Bardet-Biedl syndrome 7. The transcript has 19 exons. Gene Ontology annotation, cellular component: axoneme; membrane; neuron projection. NCBI's taxonomy places the organism in Eukaryota, Metazoa, Chordata, Chondrichthyes, Orectolobiformes, Stegostomatidae. Gene Ontology annotation, molecular function: protein binding. The coding region runs from base 253 to 2397 and encodes 714 amino acids. Gene Ontology annotation, biological process: intracellular transport; non-motile cilium assembly; intracellular protein localization. The record is from RefSeq and is a predicted model, not a curated record.